AUGAUGCGGUGUUGUUGCGUUCUGCGGGACAAGUCGAUGUUUGCGGCGAAACGUCGCGUCAUUGUUCCCAUCCACCCAACACCCAACUACCCGGCGCACUUCAUCAAAGCAUCCUUCACAACCGACCCACUUAAAGAGAAGCAGAAGGCACGUUUUUCUUCUGGUGGUGAGGCCAUGCGGGAGGUGCAAAUGAUACCGAAGAACCUUGAGGGCGAAAGAUCGCGGCGGGAACUCAUGUCACGUGGGGAUACCGAGUUUGAGGCACUAGUGGAGUUUAUCCAAGGUGCCUCGUAUGACCAACUUAUCUCGGGACGUCGCUUUAAGAAAGUUUACGACAAACUCUCAGAAAAUGAUGAUACGUUUGUUUGGCUCUGCCAUACGGCAAUGUCUGUGCUAAAUCCAGGCGAUGUCCGCUCACGUCUUGUGUAUAACCACCUGCGCACACUUGCCGAGGCGGUCGCAAAUGGGGAGAUGACAUUACGAACUGCUUUUCGAUUUUAUGAGUCCGCCGUGCGUAGCCCUGCCUACCGUGAAAUUGCAAAGCGGCAAAUGGAAGGCGGUGCGGCAACGCGCCUCGCAGGUAUUAGCGCCGCAGCGGAUGUGAUGCGGCGAAUGGGCCUCACACGGCGCCCCAUGGCGUCCUACUUUGAGCUUUACCAACGCAUUGUGGAGCGCUCGGAGGCGAUGACACCGUGGGGAUUCCCCCCGUUGUUUCAGUUUGAAGAGCGUCUUUCACUUGAACCGCGGCUGAAGUUUUUUUCGCGAGCAUCGCAACAGGCAUUAGAACGCCGCCGCCGGGGACACAUCAUGUCAGCGUACACAACGCUACAAGGUCGUCGUAUUUUUUGGAUUCCGCCCACGUGGAACCGCGCCGGUCGCUUCCUUGGCCCUCACGUCACACUUUACCCCGGCAUGACGCCCGAUUAG
Molecule: messenger RNA, 927 nt
Organism: Trypanosoma cruzi
Lineage: Eukaryota; Euglenozoa; Kinetoplastea; Trypanosomatida; Trypanosomatidae
Exons: 1
Coding region: 1-927 (308 amino acids)
Source: RefSeq, a predicted model, not a curated record